Messenger RNA from Alosa alosa (allis shad), 5027 nucleotides. It is a transcript of the gene arhgap27, whose product is annotated as Rho GTPase activating protein 27. The record is from RefSeq and is a predicted model, not a curated record. Lineage: Eukaryota; Metazoa; Chordata; Actinopteri; Clupeiformes; Clupeidae. Gene Ontology annotation, cellular component: cytoplasm. Gene Ontology annotation, molecular function: protein binding. Gene Ontology annotation, biological process: regulation of GTPase activity; signal transduction.
UUCACACACACACACACACACACUCACAGUCUCACACUCACACACACAGUCGCUCACACACAUAUACAGUCUGCACAAAGCGUCAUUGAGCAAACUUGUGAGCUCCAGGAUUCCUUCUUCAUACACAGACGAACAGAAGGAAUGGAAGACAGCAGGGUCAUGAGAGGAGUGAAAUGAAAACUUCACUGAGGAAUCCGUCUAUCUCUCCAUCCAUCUAUCUCAGGGGAAGGUUACGGAGAGAAAGCAGUCCUUGUGUGCUGUCUCUGCCUGCGUGGACAAGAUGACUAGAUGCCUGCCUGAAUGGAAUGUAUGUGACCUUUGACCCGCUGCUUGUUCCCCGCGGCUAGCUAACAUUUAGCGUUGGUUGUGUGCGAGAAAACCCGUGUGCACCAAGAGUGGACAAUGGCCGCCUCCGCCACCGAGUUCGUCCUGGUCCUGUUCCCCUACGAUUACACCACCAAGGAUGGCAGGUCCAUCACCAUCCAGCGUGACGACCGCUACAUCCUGGUCAACCGCACCAACAGCCACUGGUGGCAUGUACGCAAGGACCCCAGCACCAAGCCCUUCUACAUCCCGGCCCGCUACGUCCAAGUGCUGGAACCAAUCACUGACCCGCUAGCACCUCUAAACGCCCCGUCCAGCGGUACAGAAGGUGAAGAAACAGCGGCCGGUGUCGGUGCCCGAACCACGUCGGAUCAGAACCAACCUGAGGGAGAGAUCGGGCCCUGUUGGUUGACCCCUACGGAGGAAAAGACGGAAUUGGAGUUGGCCCCCUCACUGAGGGAGCCAGAGGGUUUAUAUGAGACUACGCUAUCACUGAGGGAGCCAGAGGGUUUAUAUGAGACUACGCUAUGGUUGCCUGGCACGCCCGAUGCUUCCUCAGAGCCUACGGACAACGGCUUAGACUCCUCACAGCGUCCGAAGAGGGAGGAGGAGGAGGAGGAGGAGGAGGAGGUGAAGGGCAGAGAGGACCACGGUAGAGGGCCCAGUUCUGGAUACACUGCAGCUGAGGAUGAGGAGGACGGCAGUACCUUCGCCAUACCUCCUUUAACUGAACCACCACAGCCCUUCCAGGACCUGAAGGACUAUUCACAUAAAGAUCCCACAGAGCCAAGACCAGACCUCCGCUUCGAGGCGAAGGCUGGCGCUCUACCGCCACAAGACGCUGGGAGUCAUGACGUCUGGGAUCUUGUGGCGGACGGGGUGUACGAGAGCAUCGACAGCCUUGGGUUGGAGCCGGACAUUCAGGAGAUGGUGUCGGCCCCUGCUGAGCCGCGUGGGGAGACCCCUAUUACUGACACAAUGCCUGCAGUCCCUGAAAAGGACACAAACACAGAGGUCGCCAUGGAGAGCGUGCCGCCACCUGCAGCAGCAGAUGAGAGUACCGAGGAUGACACGGCGGUGUACGUGAACUUGCCCCCGUUCCGUCAGAGGCCCACGGACCUGCCGUUCGACUCCUCCGAGCCGUCCGGCGCGUCUCCCCCGCACCAGGCGUCCUCUCCGCCCUCCUCCUCGUCCCUGACCCCGUCCCCCGACGACCUCAAGCGCGACCUUCACGCCACCUCUGCCACUGCUGCGCCCGCUCCUCUCCCCGCCGCGCCGGACUCCGAGGGAUGGGAGGUGCACGUUGACGAGGGCAGCGGUCAGGAGUUCUACUACCACCCGGACUCGGGAGAGACUACCUGGGACCGGCCCGCUACCAUGAUGAUGGACCGUCGCCGAGGACCUACCCGGCGCCGCGCGUCAGCUCUUGUCCCGCCCCACGCCACCUCCACGCCCCCCUCGCCCUCCGUCCACUCGUCGCCCCCUGCUGGUCCGGCGCCCGGUCCGCCGCUGGCGGUGGCAUCGUCCGGCCCCCCUGGGUGGCGUGCAUCCGACUGGGAGCGCAUCGUGGACGAGGCCAGCGGACGGCCAUACUACUACAACCACGCGUCGGGCGAGACAUCCUGGGACCCGCCCAACGGGACGCACACACACACCUCGCCAAAAACACAGCCCAGGGACGAUGGACCGAGUUUAGGACACAGUGGCCCACUCGAGGAUGCUCACAGCCCAGCCCAGAUCCAGGAGGUGGAGAUCAAAUCCCUACAGCUGGCGCGAUGUCUGGACGCGCUUAAGCCGCCCGGGUGGAACCUCCCACAUCGAUCGGACUGGAUAAAGUCUUUGGAUGACCGAGGUCAGACGUACUACUAUCUGAGGGAUGGAUCCCGCUCACAGUGGAACCUUCCAGAGAAGUUCCAGCCCUCCCAUCGGAGAAACUUCUCGGACUAUGGCAGCGACAUGUCCAGCUCACCUGAGAUGCACUCUCAGGUAAUGCCUGAGAACCCAUACGCUCAGUCACAAGCACAGCAACACGCGGACUCCAAGCAGGAGAAGAGUUUGACUUACGGCAGCACAGACAGUUUGCCACCUGUUUUACCGAGCUUAGAGAAAGCCGGCAUCCUGAACAAAACAAAGGUGUCAGAAAACGGCAAAAAAGUCAGGAAGAACUGGGCACAAUCAUGGACGGUUCUCCACGGAGGAGUUCUAACGUUCCACAAAGACCCAAAGUCUGCCCCCGGCAGUACCUCAACGAAGAGCAAUCAGAUCCUCACGGAAGUCACCGUGGACCUGAGAGGGGCUUCGAUUGCCUCGGCUGGGAAGGAGAAAUCCAGCAAGAAGAAUGUUCUAGAGCUAAAGAGUCAGAACGGCUCAGAGUACCUGAUCCAGUACGACACAGAGAGCAUCAUCAACGACUGGCACAAAGUCAUCUAUGACACCAUCCGGCAACUGGAACCGGAACAGCAUCACUCAGAGGAGGAGGACGAUGUGUAUGAGAAAGUACCAGGUGUCGAUGACCGGCCACUCAGUGGCCAGGAAAAGAAACGUGUUGUUUGUAAGCAGAAUUUUACCAGCUCCGCCAGUUCCGCCAGCUCCACCAUGGAGGCUGACCAGAAGAAGGUCCGCACCAAACUCCGCAAGUUUCUCCUCAAAAGGCCCACACUACAGUCAGUCAAGGAGAAAGGCUACAUCCGAGAGAACGUGUUUGGCUGUCACCUGGCUAACCUGUGCGCUCAGGAGAGGACCACCGUGCCCAGCUUUGUAGAGAAGUGCAUACGGACUGUGGAGGAGAGAGGUUUGGGGAUGGAUGGGAUCUACAGGGUCAGUGGGAACCUGGCUACCAUUCAGAAGCUGCGCUACAAAGCCGACCACGAGGACAUCGACUUUGAGGAGUGCCACUGGGACAUCCAUGUGAUCACUGGGGCACUGAAGCUCUUCUUCAGGGAGCUACAGGAGCCACUGUUCCCAUACAGCCACUUCAACAACUUCAUCGCUGGCAUCAAGAUCCAAGACUACCAUGAGAAAGUGUCGUACAUGUGUGAGCUGGUCAGAUCCCUCCCCGCUGCCAACCACGAUACCAUGGAAAUCCUUUUUAGGCAUUUACGCAAGGUGAUUGAGCACGGAGAGGAGAACCGCAUGUCGGUGCAGAACGUGGCCAUCGUUUUCGGGCCCACGCUCCUCAAACCAGAGAUGGAGUCGGCCAACAUCACUAUGUUCAUGGUGUUCCAGAACCAGAUCGUCGAGUUUGUCCUCAACGAGUUCGAAACCCUCUUCUACUCAGGAUGACCCCAUCACCACCACCCAAUCCCCCUUCCUCAUUCCUCACCCUUCACCUUACCGUAUUCGCUCAGCUAUGUGUAUAACACCCACCAAUCACUCACACAGCGUAAACAACACAAAUAGCACACCAUUGCAUUGUGGUUAGCCAGAAGGAAGGCAGGGCUAUAGACCCUUUCAACAAUAAAAACAAAAACAAUGCUUGAACGUUCUAUUUGGGCCCCAAUCUACUUCCUCUGCAUUAAGAUAACAUAUGGAAUGUUCAAAAGGAAGCCUUGUGGGGCCAACUAUGAUGCUGAUAAUGGAACUCUCUUGAAAGGGUCCAUAGCUACGAACUCAGAGUUCUUUCUAAGAAUGCCAUUCUCAGCCCCUUUUAUUUAUUUUUAAACUAAGCACACACAUGUUUCAGGCGUGGCUCAAGCCGUGUUGAAAACUAGAAAUAGGACCAACGCCUAUUUUUCACGCGACACGCAAGCGUGUUGAAAGCGUUUCCAUUUAAAAGUGACGGUUAACAGAUGUUUUAAUACAUACUGCUGACUGGUCACAGCAGCGGCGCAUCAGAAGCAAUACACACACCACGUUUGGGUCUGAAUGAGGCCUAAUGUGAAGAGAUUUUGGGCAGGGGCACUAUUGCUUACAAAAGCAUUCAGCUAUCUACAUCAGUCAUCCACAAUCCGUCAGUAAGAGAGUUUACAUUCAGUUUGUCAAUAGGGAACUCCACUGAGAACAUUAAACAUCAUAGCAAAAGUCAAAGGUCAUAUGAUACGAAUGUCAGAACAAAUUUCUCACAAUGACGUGCACAUGUUGUCCAUUCAGGCAGUUGAUGUGUUUGUGUUUGUCUUGUAGCUAACUUGACUUAAUAGCCCCAUCCGGCUAUGGGUUCCUUUCAGCAGUUCCAGUUGUUUAGUGAUCUGUGUCCAACAUUGUUGACCCAUUCAUAGUUAGACUUCAUCUGGAUCACAGAUAGUCCAUUGAAUCUGCCAAUAAUUUAGGAACAUGUCAUGUUAUUUAUGUGUUAGAUGGUUUUUAAAAUUGCCUUCCCGAAGAAUGUGUUUUUACUGUAACAUAGAGGUGUACAGAGUGAGCUGCUACUACCAUAGCCUUGCCAGUAAUGGCAAACGCCACAGGCACAGUUAUUCGGUCGCCAUUUUAAGCCACCAUUUUCUUUUUUUACAUGGAGGCACAAGAUUUUAGAGCCGUAACAAACUGCUGCAUUCUGCUAUGCGGUGAGACCAGAAUAUAGAUUUAUAAAGAAGAGAAACUAUGAAUAUAGCUGUUAUUUGUAAGCAUUAAUAUUAUGUAAAGACAUUCCAGUUAUGAGUUAAUGAAAAGAUUUGCCACUGUAAAUAUAUAUAGUAGAAUGGCAUAUUUAUGCUGUAAAAUACUCAGAGGAGCAAAUUUUGCUUAAAUAAAAACUGGUUUACACAUCA